Molecule: messenger RNA, 1477 nt
Organism: Diorhabda carinulata
Lineage: Eukaryota; Metazoa; Arthropoda; Insecta; Coleoptera; Chrysomelidae
Product: facilitated trehalose transporter Tret1-like
Exons: 1
Coding region: 54-1415 (453 amino acids)
Biological process (GO): transmembrane transport; carbohydrate transport
Cellular component (GO): membrane
Molecular function (GO): sugar transmembrane transporter activity
Source: RefSeq, a predicted model, not a curated record
CGUUAUUGUCAAUAUUGUUAAAAGUCACGAUUUUUUUUUAUAAGUAAAAAAACAUGUCUUCGGGCGGAAAAAAACUACCCCAAUAUAUAGCAGCCGUUUGCAUAUGUAUCGGCGCUUGGGGUACAGGUACGGCAAUAUCGUGGACAUCGAAUAUAACGAACGAUCUCAAAGAUGGAAAACUCAACGAUAUAAAAAUGGGAGAUGACGAAAUAGGAUGGGUGGGAUCAUUAAUGACCCUCGGAGCAAUGUGCAUGUGUUUUCCAAUCGGUUGGAUAGCUGAUUUAAUAGGAAGGAAACCCACCGUUUUAUUAACGAUAAUACCUUUCACGAUCGGUUGGUUGAUGAUACUCUUCGGAUCGAACAUCGUAAUGAUCUACAUCGCGAGAUUUCUGAUCGGUUUGGCGGGAGGUGGUUUCUGCGUGAUGGCGCCCAUGUACACCAGCGAAAUAGCCGAAACCGAUAUAAGAGGUACUCUAGGUACAUUCUUUCAAUUAUUUAUCACAAUAGGAAUAUUGUAUUGCGGAGUAUUGGGAUACCUUUUGGCGCUUACCGCGUUCAACGUGGCCUGCUUGGUAAUACCGAUAAUAUUCGGUGUUUUGUUCGUCUUCCAACCGGAAUCGCCGAGAUACGAUUUGAUUAAAGGACGGACGGAUAAAGCGGAAAACGCUUAUAAAAGAUUGAGGGGAAAGGACUACGAUUAUUCGGGCGAAAUGAAGGCUUUGACGGCGGAUAUUGAAACCGAAGCGAAACUACCUGGUUUUUUGGAAUCGAUGAAAACUAAAGCCGCCAAAAAAUCGACGUUGAUCUGUUUCGCGUUGAUGUUCUAUCAACAAUUGAGCGGUAUAAACGCCGUUAUGUUCUAUUCUCAAGAGAUAUUCCGUUCGGCCGGAUCCACCCUCAAAGAUUCCUAUUGCACGAUAUCGAUACAAGUGAUACAAGUCAUAGCGACGUUGGUCGCUUCUUGGGCCGUCGAAAAAUUCGGUAGGAAAAUCCUUCUCAUGAUAUCAGCGUUUUUCAUGGCGUUAUCCACCGGACUUCUCGGUUUAUUUUUCUCUUUGAAAGAUCGCGAAUUAAUCGACGACGUCUCUUCUAUCGGCUUUAUUCCGAUAAUAUCGUUGAACGUAUUCAUUAUAGCUUUUUCGUUAGGUUUCGGUCCGAUACCUUGGUUAGCUUCUUCCGAAAUGUUUUCGCCUGAAAUUAAAUCGAAAUGCAGUUCGGCCGCCGCCACUUUCAACUGGUUCUUAGCUUUCAUCGUCACCAAAUUUUAUUUUAUUUUCGCUUCUAACUUGGGCGCCGACGUCACUUUCUACAUUUUCACUAUCAUAUCCGCGACCGCCGUAGUUUUCGUUUUAAUCGUCGUCCCGGAAACUAAGGGGAAAACCUUCGCCGAAAUCCAAGCAGAAUUAGGAUCCUAAUUUGGUGUAUCGAUGUAUAAAAUAUGUAAUUUUAUUUAAAUUAAACGUAUACGAAACUUGCA